Messenger RNA from Naumovozyma castellii, 1686 nucleotides. RefSeq names its product Elongator subunit ELP3 (gene ELP3). Lineage: Eukaryota; Fungi; Ascomycota; Saccharomycetes; Saccharomycetales; Saccharomycetaceae. The transcript has a single exon. The record is from RefSeq and is a predicted model, not a curated record. The coding region runs from base 1 to 1686 and encodes 561 amino acids.
AUGGGUCGUCACGGUAAGGGUCCCAAGACCAAUAAGCAAAAUUUAGCUCCAGAAAAGGAACGUUUUAUCCAAUGUUGUUCCGACAUCACAUUGGAAUUGACUAACUCUUUAACUUCCAACACAACGAGAGAAAUCAACUUAAAUGGUCUGAUUACUAAAUACUCCAAGAAAUAUAAGUUGAAACAACAGCCAAGGCUUACGGAUAUUAUCAACUCUAUUCCGGACCAAUACAAGAAAUACUUACUUCCUAAAUUGAAGGCCAAACCAGUGCGUACUGCAUCUGGUAUCGCUGUUGUUGCCGUGAUGUGUAAACCACAUCGUUGUCCUCAUAUUGCAUACACAGGUAACAUUUGUGUCUAUUGUCCUGGUGGCCCAGAUUCUGAUUUUGAAUAUUCAACCCAAUCAUAUACAGGUUAUGAACCAACGUCCAUGCGUGCCAUUAGGGCUCGUUACGAUCCAUAUGAACAAGCAAGAGGUAGAGUAGAACAAUUGAAACAAUUGGGUCAUUCCAUUGAUAAGGUUGAAUAUAUUGUCAUGGGUGGUACGUUUAUGUCUUUACCUAAUGAUUAUAGAGAAGAUUUUAUUACUAAAUUGCAUAACGCUUUAUCUGGGUUUAAUGGGAAUGAUCUUGAUGAAGCCAUUAAAUAUUCACAACAAAGUUUGACUAAAUGUGUAGGUAUCACUAUUGAGACGAGACCUGAUUAUUGUACUGAGACUCAUUUGGAUGAUAUGUUGAGAUAUGGUUGUACUAGAUUGGAAAUCGGUGUCCAAUCACUAUACGAAGAUGUCGCUAGAGACACGAAUAGAGGACAUACCGUGAAGGCUGUCUCUGAAAUUUUUGCAUUAUCUAAGGAUGCUGGUUACAAAGUUGUUGCUCACAUGAUGCCCGAUUUACCUAACGUUGGGAUGGAAAGAGAUAUUGAACAAUUUAAAGAAUAUUUUGAAAAUCCAGGGUUUAGAACUGAUGGUUUGAAAAUCUAUCCUACUUUGGUUAUUAGAGGUACUGGGUUAUAUGAACUUUGGAAAUCAGGUAAAUAUAAAUCUUAUAAUGCUAAUGCCUUAGUCGAUUUGGUGGCCAGAAUUAUGGCUUUAGUGCCACCUUGGACAAGAAUUUAUCGUGUUCAAAGAGAUAUUCCAAUGCCGUUAGUCACCUCUGGUGUGGACAAUGGUAAUUUAAGAGAACUAGCAUUGGCUAGAAUGAAAGAUCUUGGUAUUUCAUGUAGAGAUAUACGUACAAGGGAAGUGGGUAUUCAAGAAGUCCAUCAUAAAGUUCAACCUGAUCAAGUGGAGUUAAUUAGAAGAGAUUACUAUGCUAAUGGUGGUUGGGAAACUUUCUUGUCAUAUGAAGAUCCAAAGAAAGAUAUUCUUAUUGGGUUAUUGAGAUUGAGAAAGGCCACUAAGAAAUAUACAUAUAGAAAGGAAUUCACGUCCCAAAGAACAUCUAUUGUCAGAGAACUGCACGUUUAUGGUUCUGUAGUUCCGUUACAUUCCAGAGAUCCACGUAAGUUUCAACAUCAAGGUUUUGGUACGCUGCUAAUGGAAGAAGCUGAGCGGAUUGCCCGUGAAGAGCAUGGUUCCGAGAAGAUUGCUGUUAUCUCCGGUGUUGGUGUGAGAAAUUAUUAUGCCAAAUUGGGUUAUGAAUUGGAUGGACCAUAUAUGUCUAAGAUAAUAACUCCUGCAUUUUAA